AUAUUUGUCAAUCAAUCAAAACAGAGAAAGCCAAAGGAAACCAUAUGGGAGAGGAAGAACCUAACACACUAAACAAUAACAUCUCCUCAGUCCUCGCAUGGAUCUUCAAAUCCCACUCCUCCCACCAUGCCUGCUCAACUAAAAUAAAAACAUAAGCAUCCCCUUUAAUGAACAAUUUCCCACAUUUAUUUUUCUCUUACCUUCUCUUAAAAAUUCCCUCUGUCUCUUGUUGAUCUCUUUUGGUGGCGGUGCGAUUGGAUCUGAGUGCCUUUCUUUUUACAAAACCCACCAAUUUGCUCUUUCAACCCGGAGGACAGAAUUAAUUCUCUGAAACUUCCCCUUCUCUUUGAUUUUUUUCUUUUCUUGGAUCCGGACAAAAAUAUUCUAUUGAAGGGUUUUCUUUCUUUUUUUCUCAAAUAGUACAGUUAGAAUUUGGAAUCUGAAUUCUUGGGAAAUUAAAGGGGUUCUUGUUCAUUGAAUCAGUUAGGGUUUUUCUUUUUGUUGGUGGGUUGAUUGUAAUUCAUUUUGUUUCGGGGGGGGGGGGGGGGAGAGAGAGAGAGAGUUGUUGUUGUGUCUGUGUGUGUGGUUAAAGGUAAGAGGGAGGAAUUUGGAGGCAGCCAAUGCCAUAUUUUGUUGAUUGGUAUUUGAAGAAUUUUUCGGUUAUUUUUGGAGUACCGAAAAGUUUACAACUUAAGAGUAAAUACCUUGAAAGUAUUAUCAAUCAAUGUCUUGGGCAGGCCCAGAAGAUAUUUACCUCUCUACUUCUCUUGCCAACUAUCUUGAUAAGAAGCUUCUUGUGCUCCUACGAGAUGGCCGAAAGCUCAUGGGAUUACUUCGUUCUUUUGAUCAAUUUGCCAAUGCUGUCCUUGAAGGUGCAUGCGAAAGAGUUAUUGUUGGUGACCUUUAUUGCGACAUCCACUUGGGUCUAUAUGUGAUUCGUGGGGAGAAUGUUGUCUUAAUUGGAGAGCUGGAUUUGGAGAGGGAGGAGCUUCCACCACAUAUGACUCGUGUUUCAGAAGCAGAGAUUAGAAGGGCGCAGAAAGCAGAAAGGGAGGCAACAGAUCUAAAAGGUACAAUGAGGAAAAGAAUGGAGUUCCUUGAUUUGGACUAGUGCAUCUCUUACAUCCAGGCUGUGAUCUGCGCAUAUUUUAGCGGGCAGAGGUUUAGGAGAUAUGAUUAGGUUGGAUGUUAUUUUCUCGUAGUUUCUGUAACAUUUUGCAAAGAAUGUGUGAGAAAUUUAUUCAGUGCUUGUUAUUAAGGUUAUUUUAUGCUCAGGUUAAGGUUAGCAGUUCACUGAUAGGCAACCAAAAUUGUAACUGGAUUUUUCAGUUAUAACCCUGCAUCCAGAAAAAUUACAAGAGCACCUCUAAAAUACAUCUUUGAAGUCA
Populus trichocarpa (black cottonwood) is the source of this 1388-nucleotide messenger RNA. Its product is annotated as sm-like protein LSM1B. The coding region runs from base 725 to 1111 and encodes 128 amino acids. Lineage: Eukaryota; Viridiplantae; Streptophyta; Magnoliopsida; Malpighiales; Salicaceae. The record is from RefSeq and is a predicted model, not a curated record. Gene Ontology annotation, biological process: deadenylation-dependent decapping of nuclear-transcribed mRNA. Gene Ontology annotation, molecular function: RNA cap binding. Gene Ontology annotation, cellular component: P-body; Lsm1-7-Pat1 complex. The transcript has 5 exons.